This is a messenger RNA of Mesitornis unicolor (brown roatelo), 684 nucleotides long. Its product is annotated as cleavage and polyadenylation specificity factor subunit 4-like. The record is from RefSeq and is a predicted model, not a curated record. The transcript is spliced from 7 exons. Gene Ontology annotation, cellular component: mRNA cleavage and polyadenylation specificity factor complex. Lineage: Eukaryota; Metazoa; Chordata; Aves; Mesitornithiformes; Mesitornithidae. Gene Ontology annotation, molecular function: zinc ion binding; RNA binding.
AUGCAGGAGCUGGUGGCUGGCGUGGAGCAGCUCAGGUUUGACUUGGAAGCUGACGUGGAGCAGCAGCGAGGAGCUCAGCCCCUGCCCUUCCCGGGUAUGGACGUUAAGUUGGGGACAGGAGCCUGUGGCAUCCUUGGAGGGUGACGGGGCACAGGAGGCGUGCGGUGCCCGCUCCGGCUCCGGCACGGCGGCGGGGACAAGGCAGUGGUGUGCAAGCAUUGGCUGCGUGGGCUCUGCAAGAGGGGCGACACCUGCAACUUUCUGCACGAGUACGACACCACCAAGCUGCCCGAGUGCUAUUUCUACUCCAAAUUCGGUGAGUGCAGCAACAAGAACUGUCCCUUCCUGCACGCCGAUGCCACCGCCAGCACCGUGGGGUGUCCUUGGUACGACCGUGGCUUCUGCAGGCAGGGGCCCCUGUGCAAGUACAAGCACACGCGGAGGGUGAUGUGUGCCAACUACCUCGUCGGCUUCUGCCCAGAGGGACCCAAGUGCAAGUUCACACACCUCAAGGCCGGGCUGAUGGCGAGCAGCACAGAUCCAUCCAAGCCGUGGGACACCAGUGGCUGCCCCCUGGGCCAGCAGAGCCUGCUGGAACGGGGCACCUGCUUCAAGUGUGGACAGAAAGGUCACUACCCCAAUAUGUGUGGGAAGACUCAGCUGGGAAUCCUGCUGGGGAGGUGA